Molecule: messenger RNA, 3545 nt
Organism: Nomia melanderi (Alkali bee)
Lineage: Eukaryota; Metazoa; Arthropoda; Insecta; Hymenoptera; Halictidae
Gene: qua
Product: villin like protein quail
Biological process (GO): cytoskeleton organization; actin filament severing; actin polymerization or depolymerization
Cellular component (GO): cytoplasm; actin cytoskeleton
Molecular function (GO): phosphatidylinositol-4,5-bisphosphate binding; actin filament binding
Source: RefSeq, a predicted model, not a curated record
UCGUAAUGAUAAUUAUUGUAUUUAGUAGAAUGUACAUAUACAAUGUAUUUAGUACAAUAAUAGUAUGAUCGUUGUUGUCAAAUUCUUUCAAUAUCAUUGAAUAGCACCUACAACUCAAUGUCAGGGAACAUAAAGGAACAUUUUAGGUUUGUUUAAUUCUUUUUUCAUUAUUCUUUACUACGAUGAGUCAGCAGUAACUAUAAAUAGCAGCCUUUAUCAACGAUUAAAAAUUUACAUAAACGCUAAACAAUUACUCUGGCGAAUAUCGGGGCAACGUUGGGACCGCGACUCGAGCACCGCUCUAUCGUAGGAUCGUGGAUCACCUGUGAUUAAGUCCUCCGGAGGACUUCGCUCUCGCGAGUUCCCAUACCCUAGUUUUCUGCCGGCGAGCGUGGCGUGCGAGCACCGAUCGCGUUUCUCCGUUGCGAAAUUCAUGCGCGCGCGAUCGUGCCGCGAGGCUGGGCACGAUCAGAAAGGAUCGAACCGGUGCUCGUUCAAUUUAAUACGGAAAAUCAAUCGGACCCGACGCGAUUCUAGUGUUACCCGAAGGAAUCCUGAAAAGACACGAUCCCGAGGAUCCCGUGGACUGGAAACGACAAAUGUCGGAAUUAUCGGCGAGAUUCGAAGAGACGGACGAUAGGAGCUGCCGUUCUGACGACUCCAACGGCGAUAUCUUCAAGAAUGUCCCGAAGAACAGCACUACGUUCCGUGUUUGGAAAAUCGAGGGUUUACGGGUCGCGGCCGUCACCGGAAGUAACAUCGGAUACUUCCUCUCAGAGCUGGCAUACAUUAUCUAUGCAGUGUCGCCGAAGGACGGUCCGCUCCCUUAUCCUGGGAUGCCGGUUAAGGAGCUGAAAUCAGCUCCAGCAGUACGUGUCAUUCAUUUCUGGAUUGGAUCGGCGUGCGACUCGACGAUUUCCGGGGCAGCCGCCCUCCGCGCUGCGGAGCUGGACUCCCAGAUAUCCGCCACGAUUCUUCUGCGAGAGGCGCAGGGCCGCGAAAGUCCGAGGUUUCUAGCGUACUUCCGGCAGCAUUUCGUUAUCGAGAGGCUCCAUUUCGAGCCGCCUUCUUGCACACUGCACAGAGUCACCGGUGUGGCGAUCCCUAUCUUAACGGAACUCGAAAAAGUACACUGGGACCAUUUCAGUUCACGCGACGUGAUUCUCGUAGACGUCCUGUCCAAGGGCAUCAUUUUCCUAUGGCUGGGAUCGUUAUCAGAUCCACUGCAUAAACGACACGCGGUAACCGUCUUAGAAACGAAGAAAGAGAACAACAAUGGACGUGUCGUCAUCGUGGAAGAUGGUUACGAGCAGACUCUGGCUGACGAUGAAAAGCAACUAUUCGCGAGCAUUUUGGAUCCAUCUACAAGGGUGGUUCAACCAGAUCGUCCUCACAGAAUCAACACGCCGGCCCCCGUUAAACUAUAUAGGUGCAGUGAGCAAUCCGGCAAAUACAAGGUAGCAGAGCUGAAGUCUGGACCGAUUCUACAAUCCGAUCUCACGUCUGAGUCUGUUUAUCUGAUUGAUCGCGGCGAGGCCGGUGUAUGGGCUUGGGUCGGACACGGAGUUAACGCCAGAGAAAAGCUGGAAGCUGUGCGCAACGCACGUGGAUUCGUGAAAAAGAAGAACUAUAGCAACGGUGUCUCUGUUGGUAGAGCAAUUGAAACUAGCGAACCAAUAGAGAUGAAGGCUCUUGUUAGGGGUUGGGAACCAUCAAAGAACAGACCGCUCUCCCUGCCGCCUAGCUUCGAGCCGGAUUACAUGAACGAAAGACCCAGGAUGGCCGCCGAAUGUCAAUUAGUUGAUGACGGAUCCGGUGAAAAGACUCUUUGGAGAGUAACUGAAAAGGAAGGAAUGGUCCAAAUUGAAGAUAAAGGCAUAUACUAUGCGGAGGCUUGUUACGUGAUGUGUUACAAAUAUGGUCAAGGACGCAAGAGCAAAUGCAUAGUUUACUGUUGGGAAGGAGUUCAUUCUAUAAAGGUAGACCGAGAAGCUGCUUUAGAAGUCGCUUGCCGUCUGUCAGAAGACAGUUCUGCUCAGCUAGUGAAAGCGUGUCAAGGCAGAGAACCACCUCAUUUGCUUCAAAUUUAUGAUGGAAAAUUGAAAAUACUGGCUGGAAGACAUCGUGAUUCUCCACCGGAAAAGUAUCUUGUCAGAGUUUUUGGGUCUACGCCUUAUUCAUCGAAAGCAGUCGAACGUCCUUUGCGAUCUAACAGCCUCGAUUCUAGUGGAGUUUUCAUUCUGUUCUCGGAUAUGCCUGUGGUAUGGUGCGGCGGUAAAAGUACAGGCGACGCUCGACAAGCUUCAAGACGACUUGCGCCUAGAAAUGCACUGUUGAUGAUUGAGAACAAGGAAGAUAAUGAUUUCUGGGUAGAGCUUGGAGGUAAAGGUACUUAUGGCACAGAAACUGUCGACAUGGUAGAGGAGCUUGAGAAACAUUUGUAUCACUGCCUAACCGAAGGAGAUACGUUUGUUGGAGAAGAGGUUCUUGGAUUUGGACAGAACUGCCUUCUUCCAGAAGCUAUUUGGUUGCUAGAUGCUGGAAAUGUAAUAUGGAUCUGUAUGGGGAAAUCUUCAACGCCUAAGUCAUUAAGGGAAUGCGUGUACGAUGCAAUGGUGUUCCUGUAUACUCAUCCAACUAGUCGAGAUAGAAAUACUACAAUUUCUGUAAUUAAACAAGGUGCUGAACCUUCAACAUUCAUAGGACUCUUUGACAAUUGGAAUUACAAUUUGUUGAGGGACUAUAAAUCGUUUGAAACGUUUUAUACACUAUUGCAAGAUAAAGAACCAUUAACGAAGAUGCAAAUAUCGUCAAAGUCAUCGAGCGUUUUUGAUAGCUACGUGAAAUAUCCCCUUUCUAUAUUGAAAAACGAUCCAGAAAAUUUACCACCCGGCGUUGAUGUGGCUCGCAAAGAGAUGCACCUUACUUUCGAUAACUUUAUUGCCAUUUUUAAAAUGGAACCAGACGAAUUUGUAAAAUUGCCUCCUUGGAAGAGGCAAAGAUUGAAGCAAUCUGCAGGCCUUUUUUAACUUAUAGAUCUCUACCCCGUUAUAAUAAAGUUUGUAUGAUAGUCAUUAUAAGAUAAUCAAAAUAUAAGAAUAUACAUCUUGAAUUUUAUUGUUUGGAAUUAAGUUUAUUAAUCAAAAGAACAUAAGGCCAAAAGGCUCUGUUGUUAAAAAUUAGCAUACCAUGAGCUUAUACUUAGAAAUACCUAAUGCACAUUUCAAGAUGAAGUAUCCAUUGCUUCCUCUGUAACUCUACGAAUAGUUUCUUCUUCGAUAAUUAUAGGAUGAACUGUUUUGCUGAGUAUGGCAGUGGUACCCCGCUUGUAUCGAUACGAUAUUGAACGUUCUCCUUUUACAUUAGCGAUAUCGUAAGGUCGCAAAUAAUCAACGGAACCCUUACGUAUGACGCACAGAUCAACGUUAGAACCAGAAGCCAAAUCAUUGAAUACACCAGCACGUAUUGCAUCCGCUACAAGUUCUUUAGCUUCCUCUUCCUAUAUGCAAAUUACAAUAGAAAUUUAUUACAUAAAAAUGAAAUAU